Messenger RNA from Colletotrichum scovillei, 1641 nucleotides. RefSeq names its product gtr1 g domain containing protein. The transcript has 4 exons. Gene Ontology annotation, biological process: regulation of autophagy; positive regulation of TOR signaling; cellular response to amino acid stimulus. NCBI's taxonomy places the organism in Eukaryota, Fungi, Ascomycota, Sordariomycetes, Glomerellales, Glomerellaceae. The record is from RefSeq and is a predicted model, not a curated record. The coding region runs from base 511 to 1578 and encodes 355 amino acids. Gene Ontology annotation, molecular function: GTP binding; GTPase activity. Gene Ontology annotation, cellular component: fungal-type vacuole membrane; Gtr1-Gtr2 GTPase complex; nucleus.
CAUCUACCUACUCAAUGUUUACCUUAUCUUAUCGCUGCUCCUGCAUCGUCAUUUCUCCCCUACCACCUUACCACUUACGCAGUACGGAUACCUUGGUAGUGUUCGAUUGCCUCGCCCGCCCGCCCGCCUUGCCCGCUCCACACGUCUGAUAUGCAACCUGGAAACGGUCACGGCAUACAGACACGCAUCCUUUGAUAGGCCAGAACCUCUCUUAACAUCCCGUACCCAAACGAAACAGGCUUCUUUACUCAGCUUCUCUACAACCACUGUCGGAGGGUCGGAAGGGGUUUUACCAAGCAAGAGCGCGGCACGUAUUUUCGCACCUGCCUGUGUCAGAGUCCAUUUCGGGAAACGAAAGGGUCCUAUCAGCGGCCGUCGCUGUGGAGUGAGGCGACCCAACAACGACUGAGACUCGACAACGAUUGACCUGCUCAACGGCGCAAAGCAGGCUCGUCUCGUGUACAAGACGACAGGACUUCAAGGAAACAAUUUGGGGAGUCUUGGUGGAAAAUGGAAAGUCAAGGAGUGCAGCCGCAGGAUGCGAGCAAGAUGGUAGAGAUGCCUCCGGGCCCCCCUGCAAAGGGCAAGCCCAGACUCCUUUUGAUGGGUCAGAGAAGGAGCGGCAAGUCAUCAAUAUCGAGCGUCGUCUUUCAUAAGCUCCCGCCAAAUGAGACGCUUUUUCUGGAGUCGACAGCUCGUAUUCAAAAGGACUCCAUGGCAUCCUUCAUGGACUACCAGGUCUGGGAUUUCCCCGGCCAGAUUGACUUCUUUGAGAACCCAAACUUUGACAUGGACGCCAUCUUUGGCGAGAUUGGCGCCCUCAUCUGGGUCAUUGACGCCCAGGACGACUAUCUCGAAGCCGUAGCCCGCCUCAACGCCACGGUCCUAAACCUCCAGCGCUUCUACCCGAACAUCAACAUCGAGGUCUUCAUCCACAAGGUCGACGGUCUCUCGGACGACUACAAGCUCGACAUUCAGCGCGACAUCACCAUUCGCAUCCAGGAUGAGCUCUCGGACCACGGUUUCGAAAACGCCCCCGUCACGUUCCACCUCACGUCCAUCUAUAAUCACUCCAUCUUUGAGGCCUUUUCCAAGGUCAUCCAGAAGCUCAUCCCCCAGCUCGGCACCCUCGAGGCCAUGCUCACCAACCUGUGCCGAACCUGCCGCUUCGAAAAGGCCUACCUCUUUGACGUGCUCUCCAAGAUUUAUAUCGCCACCGACUCCGCCACGGCCGACAUGGCCUCGUACGAGAUCUGCUCCGACUACAUCGACGUCAUCAUUGACAUCACCGAGGUCUACGGCUCCUGGCCGCGGUCCGACGGCCAGCGCAAACGUCUCGAGGCCGAGCCCUGGAAUGCCAAAGUCGAGGACCAGGUCGCGUGUAACUGGGCCGAGAGCUGCAUGGUCCUGCACGACUCGCAGCGGCCUAUCAUGCUACGCGAGGUCGAUCGGUACCUGGCUCUCGUGGCGAUUAUGAAGGAGGACUCGUAUGACCGCAUGCCGCUCGUCAAUAUGAAUGUGGAGGCUGUCGUGCAGGGCGUCACGGAGUUCUUUGAAAUUACAAAGUCGAGGAAGUGAGCUGGCCUGGAGGGCGUGUGUAGUCUGUAGGGAUUGGGCAUGUGUUAGUUAGCCACAUGCGGC